Molecule: messenger RNA, 4275 nt
Organism: Rattus norvegicus (Norway rat)
Lineage: Eukaryota; Metazoa; Chordata; Mammalia; Rodentia; Muridae
Source: RefSeq, a predicted model, not a curated record
UUUUCCGGAGCUGGGGGUGGUGUUUGUUUUGUAGCUAGCAACUUUCCCUCUGCCCAGUAGCGGAGCUGAGAUUUGAACUAGAGUUCCUGACAACGAGGGUAUUCUAAUUUAUAGCCGGGCUUGCCUUCCUGAUUUCCUAUCGAGUAGUCGGCAUGCUGUUCCUCCACGGGAGCCCACUGAGGUCUCACGGCAACCUGAAACCUUCCAACUGUCUGGUAGACAGUCACAUGCAGCUGAAGCUGGCAGGAUUCGGGUUGUGGGAGUUCAAGCACGGCAGCACCUGCAGGAUCUACAACCAGGAGGCCACGGACCAUUCAGAGCUCUACUGGACAGCCCCAGAACUGUUGCGGCUUCGGGAGCUUCCCUGGUCCGGCACCCCGCAGGGAGACGUUUACAGCUUUGCCAUUCUCCUGAGGGACCUGAUCCACCAGCAGGCCCACGGGCCCUUUGAGGACCUUGAGGCAGCUCCAGAGGAAAUCAUCAGCUGCAUUAAAGACUCCCGGGCACCGGUUCCACUUCGGCCGUCCCUGUUAGAGGAUAAAGGUGACGAAAGGAUUGUGGCCCUGGUGAGGGCAUGUUGGGCUGAAUCUCCAGAGCAGAGGCCUGCCUUCCCUUCCAUCAAGAAGACGUUACGAGAAGCCAGUCCAAGAGGCAGGGUGAGCAUCUUGGAUAGCAUGAUGGGCAAGCUGGAAAUGUACGCCAGUCAUCUGGAGGAAGUAGUGGAGGAGCGGACCUGCCAGCUGGUGGCAGAGAAGAGAAAGGUGGAGAAACUCCUGUCCACCAUGUUGCCAAGCUUCGUUGGAGAACAGCUAAUAGCUGGAAAGUCCGUAGAACCAGAACAUUUUGAGUCUGUCACCAUCUUUUUCUCUGACAUCGUGGGAUUCACAAAACUAUGUUCUCUCAGCUCCCCCUUGCAAGUGGUGAAGCUCCUCAAUGACCUGUACAGCUUGUUUGAUCACACAAUACAGACCCAUGACGUAUACAAGGUGGAAACCAUUGGUGAUGCCUAUAUGGUGGCCAGUGGGCUUCCUAUCCGAAAUGGAGCUCAACACGCGGAUGAGAUUGCCACCAUGUCUUUGCAUUUACUCAGUGUCACCACCAACUUCCAGAUUGGGCACAUGCCUGAGGAGAGACUCAAGCUCCGGAUAGGCCUCCACACAGGUCCUGUGGUGGCUGGUGUGGUGGGAAUCACCAUGCCCAGGUACUGUCUGUUUGGAGACACUGUGAACAUGGCCUCCAGAAUGGAAAGCAGCAGUUUGCCUCUCCGGAUUCAUGUUUCUCAGAGCACUGCCAGAGCUCUUCUAGUAGCAGGAGGGUACCAUCUUCAGAAGAGAGGCACCAUUUCAGUCAAGGGCAAGGGAGAACAGACGACCUUCUGGCUGACAGGCAAAGAUGGCUUCGCUGUCCCGCUCCCCGAGUUUACUGAGGAAGAAGCCAAAGUUCCAGAGAUAUUGUGAGGUUCUUUCAAGAUGUUUGUGGAGCCCCACUAAUGUUUGUGGGUACCCUCUUGGUGGGGAGGGGAGAUACAUCUGACAUUCCUCUUCCUCUGAGCAGUUGUAGUACUCGGCAAUGAAUCGAUGUCCCACUAGAUGGUGCUGUUUGGUGUCCCAUUCUGUUCCAAACUUUGCUCCCAGACCCCCAGCUAGUGUGCUGUUGGAAGAGGAGGCCAGAGGGAACUCAUUUCCAGUCAUGGCCAGUCACAGAGGCUUUUAGCCUCACAACUAAUGGAUUUGCCUAAAACCGAUUUCCUCCUGGGAGAAUAUGGCCUGGUCAACAGUCCGCCGUACCUUACUUAUUCCUUGUUACACUUCUUUCUCUGCACCUUAUAAGUCCCCAGCCUAGAUGGCUGCUUGUGAAUGCACAGAGCAUUUGUACAACAUGCUGGCCCCGAGACCUUAUGAUCUCUUGAAAUACCAAGGAAUGAGGAGGUGGGACCCAGUGAGGCCAGUUAGAUUUUCUUUGUGGCUGGCGUGCACUGUGGAGAUGUUCUUGCGUAUACUGUAUUGAGAAACAAACUACCUUUUGUUUUAUUGGGGAGCUUCCACUUCAAUAUUUACAAAAAAAGCUUGGUACAGUUCUGGCCAUUCUUCACAACCAAGGACAGCCUUCCCGGUAUCAGCCCAUCUUCAGAACCACUCUUGAGUGUUCCCUUGGUUUCUUCCCUGAGGUAUUGACUAAUUUCUCUGACCUUCGGAUACUUCCUCUCCUUGGCAUCGUUCUGGUGAGAGGCUCUGCUUGCCUGCAAAGUCUUCAGUGUUAAGGGAUGACAUCUUAGAUGGCCCGCUAGGAGGAGGGAAGGCAGAAAGCAUUUACAUACAGAGUUUUUCCCCCUCCAGCAUGGAGACACUGGGUCCAGUCCACCUUCUUGUACCUCCUACCUUCCUCCCUUGUUGAGCAUCAUGGCUUCUUGUCCUAAACACUUUGCUCCAUCAUGAAACAAAACAAACCAUAAUCACGUAGGCAGCUCUUAGACCAGCCCCUUUACAUCCAUUUGUCCAUCUGUCUGUUCGUCCACCUGUCCAUCCAUCUACUCACCCACCCAUCCAUCUAUCUCUCUAACCCCCAUUUACCUACGAAUCCAUUCAACUAUCUAUCCACCCAUGUGCCAGUCCGUUUGUCUACCCAUUCACCAUCCAUCUGAGGAUUUUAUGACCUUAAGGCGCAUGUAUUUCUGCUGUGCUAACGACACACUGGACGUGUGAGAGCUUGAAACUUUCAUCUCUAUCUUGCGGUUUAGUUGGACAGAGACAUUUGAAAAAGCAAUGACACAACAUUAAGGACUAGCAGAGCUGCCAACAGAAAUGAAACAACCAAAAAUCUAAUGUUGUGACAGUAAAAGGGCGUUAGGAAAUUCUAUUGGGCUCCAGAGUUGGGGUUGAACAAGGUAAUUGUUUAUGAUUGUUCCAUCUUUGUAUUCGUAUCGAUGAGGUACAUUUGCUUCUAGCCCAUCUGUUUGCUUAAAUUAUAUUAAAUAAUAGACUUUGUUAAAUCUGGCCUCAUUUAAUAUUAUAACAUAAACAUUUGAUAUCCAGACCUGUACAUGCCCACAAAACACAGUAAAAAUACACUCAGACACUCGCACGCACACUUCAACUGUAUUCCUACACACACACACUCACACACACAUUCACACAUGCACACUCACACACACACUCACAUACACACUCACACACACUUAUACACACACACUCUCUCACACACACAUUCACACACACACUCUCUCACACACACUCACAUACAUACAUUCACACACACUCACACUCAUACACACUCACACACAUACUCAUACACACUCACUCACACACACUCACACACACACUCACACACACACUCACACACACUCAGACUCACACACAUACUCAUACACACUCACACAUACACACACACUCUCACACACACACUCACACACACUCACACACACACUCACACACUCACACACAUACUCAUACACACUCACAUACACACAUACUCACAUACACACACUCAUGCACACACACUCACACACACACACUCACACACACACUCACACAUACACACUGGAUAUAUUUACACAUGGGGGAAGAGGAGAAGAGAGGGAGGAGGGGGAGAGAAACGGAAAGGGAAUGGGUAUUAUAGGUAGGAGCAGUUUCUUCCGAUCUGUAUCUAUGUUGUGUGUGUGUGUGUGUGUGUACUAAGGAUACCUAAGGGAUUAUGUAUGUUUCUUUUCUCUGGAUAUAAGCUUUAUGUUUAGUACAAGUUAAAAUUUACCAUAGACAUUACAUGGAGGUUGCUUUCUCUUAAUCCCUACCAGAACCCUAAGGUAGAAAGGGUUACUAAACCCUGUGUGGGCCUAUCAGUUAAACUGAACACAUCUAAUCACUGGCAAGAGAGUGGGGUUCCACAAGCAGGGCUUGCCUGCCCCAGGUGAUUCUACCCCUCCAAUGUUAGCCAUGCUAGAUGGCUACUUCCUUUGUCUCUUUGUAAACCCCUGUGCUGGAGUGUUUGAAGUAAGUGAUUGGAAGUUUGUGGAAUGUGGAGUCUAGGAAGUCUCCACACCUUUGGAAGAACUCUGGGGCUGUCGUCUAUCAUAACAUAUGAACGCCGUACACUGUAGUCACAGGUUACUUAUUCCAGACAUUUUAUUUAGUCCAUAGCACCGGGUUGAGAUACAAGCUCAUAAAUCAUGAUGAUGGUUUUAACAUUGUUUUACUCUGACAGCCAAACACCUAUGUACUUGGCUUUAUGUAUGCUUCCUAAGAGUUCCUGACUAGGAUCAAUAAAGCAUGUUUUCUGUAA